This is a messenger RNA of Paramecium pentaurelia, 328 nucleotides long. Lineage: Eukaryota; Ciliophora; Oligohymenophorea; Peniculida; Parameciidae. The record is from the annotation of a GenBank genome assembly.
AUGAGCAAGAUAAUUUUAAUUUCAAUAUUAUUAUUAAUAAUAGAAACAACUUAGAGAAGAGUUGGAGAAUCAGAUAUCAAUUAAUUUUAAUGCAUAAAAUCAAUUUGCAAAUAAGAAUUAUAAAAUUGUAUUUAAGAUGAUGAUUGUUUUUCAGUUAUUCAAUUAUGUAAUAAAGAUUUUGAUGAUUGUAAAGCAACAUAAAAUGUAAAUAAUUAUUUAAAAUUAGAUGAAAAAUUGUUUAGAUGAUGAAAAUAGUUCAAAUAAAUAUAUUUAAUGUGUUAAAAAUAAAUGUCUCAAAAAACUUAAUAUUAAUUUUGGUUCAAAUUGA